AUGGCUUGGGACGACCCCCCAAAGUCCUCCGCUUCAUGGCACAAUGAUGCUGAAGAAAUGGGAGACCUAGGGCGCGCGACGCCGAGAAAGGAUGACAGCCUACACCAAGGCAGUAUAGCAGGGCCGGUCAGUGGGAAAAGUCCACUUAGGCGGAAUGGAAACCUUGCUGUAGGGCCUGACCAGAAGGAUGAUGAUGACAUGCUAUACAAGAGAUUCAGCCGACCGCCAACAUAUUGUGAUUCGCGAAAGGACGUCCACAGAAAGAAGCAUAACUGGCUGUCUGUGUCGAUCUUGGCUCUGUCGGUUUACUCGACAGGUCUCAGCUGCCUUUGGUUCAUCGUGGCCGUCGUGCAGCCACGAUGGGGCCCGCAGAUCUCGUCAAGUGGCGGAAUCCUUCCCUCGACGGCGUCCCUGGUGUGCGCCAUGUUCGCCAAAACGAUUGAGAUAUCGUUUGUGACUGUCUUUGUGACCUUCAUCGGCCAGGUUCUGACGCGGCGCGCCUUCGUAAGGAAGUCCAAAGGCAUGACCCUGGCCGAGAUGACCAUGAGGAACUGGGUCAUUCAACCGGGGUUCCUGAUCACGCACUCGGAGACGCUGCCGUAUGCCGGAAUGACGCUGCUCGGGGUCGUUUCUCUCAUCGCGACAGUGGCCUCGACGCUCUAUACAACCGCGUCCGAUGCCAUGGUCACUCCCAAGCUUAAGUACGGUGGGUGGGAGAGCAAAACGCUGAGCGGUUACGUUUUGGCCUCCUAUGCGAACCCGCCCUUUGCUCGUGAAAGGUGUCAGACACCACUGCGAGACAGCGACCCUGCCGGUGUCGAUACUGCCGGACCUUACCGAAACCUGAUGUCCUUCUUGGGCGACUGGGACGCCAUCAACAAGAACGGCACAAGCGCCACGGUGGACAUCUCGCAACGCCCCGUGGGAACGGCGCUGCUGUACGACAACACGACGCUGACGUCGGCGUGGAUCGAGGUCAAUUUCAGCAAUGCGACCAAGAAUUAUGAGGAACACGGCAGGGUCGUCAACAACGUGACGCUCGCAAUGCCGCACCCGAGCGUGUACGACGCGGCGACGAACCCGGUCAACAAGAUCCUGCAGCCGAACGACCUGUCGGGCGUGGGGGAGUACGCCAUCAAGGCGAGCGUCGUGUCGCCCGCUCUGAACGUCAUGUGCGUCAACAUGGCGCCGGACGAGCUUGCGCCUCUGGUCUAUACGGAGUGGCCCCUGGGCCAGGUCAACUCCAAUGAUACGUUGGUCCCGGGACAGAGAAUCGGCCCCCUGGACUGGGAGCAUUAUGUGCCUGGGCCGUCGGAGACGGAGUGGCUGAAUCGGACGUCGGUGGACGACAUCUUCCGUUGGGGAGAGCAAUACAACCGACGACCGCCCGUGUUCCAGCUUUACCCGGCCGACUUCAACAUGGUGACCAACACCACCACCCUGAACGAUGCCAUUUACAUCCUGACGAAAUCGGCGUCGGUCGCGGACUACACGCUCUGCGAGAUGCGUUCGUGGGUAUCCCCUCUCUGCUCGACGCACUUCAACAUCUCGGGCACGACGGGAGCGCACAUGCAAGCGCACUGCGAGGAUCCCGAGGACGAGGACAGCUACAACCACGUCCACCCAGAAGUCACGUUCUCUGUGCCCGUGGUUGAUUGGAAGAACAUCGCAGACCAGUGGCGCCUGUCAAUGGAUAUUAACGGCGGGGCGCAAAACAACAACGCGUCCAACGCGCGCAUCCUUACGCAGUUCGUGCUCAAGGAGCCGCGGCUGGACCCCCUGCUCCCGUCCAUUGCCGAGGCGCUCGCCGUGUACGCGUCGUCGACCAUCAUCAUCGGCGGCCACGGCACGCCGUUCGAGCACUACUGGCGGCACGACAAGACGCAGCUCGGGGCGCCGGGCAGCCUGGACCGGUUCGAGGCGUCGAUCCGGACGCAGGAGUACACGUCGGGCCACGUGGCGGAGUGGCAAAAGGCGUUCUACGUUGUGCUCGUGGUGGUGGUGGGCAUCAACGUGGUCUGCCUGGCAUACUUCCUCGGGCGGUCCGGGCUGGUGACGGACUUCACGGAGCCGCAGAACCUGUUCGCGCUGGCGGUCAACUCGCCGCCCAGCGAGCAGCUCAAGGGCAGCUGCGGCGGGGGCCCGGUGAAGCGCGACCUCGUGGUUCCGUGGCGUGUGGCGUACGCGAGCGGCGCGAACCACUACUUCUUCGAAGAGGCGAGCGACCGGCCGUGGCGGGGCAAGUAUGCCGGGCAGGACCUGUUGUCGGCGGACACUGCGUACCACGGGCGGCAGCGGAGCAGCUACCAGAGGCUGAGCACGAGUACUUCGUGGCUGUAG
Messenger RNA from Colletotrichum higginsianum IMI 349063, 2340 nucleotides. RefSeq lists its product as uncharacterized. Lineage: Eukaryota; Fungi; Ascomycota; Sordariomycetes; Glomerellales; Glomerellaceae. The transcript has 6 exons. Bases 1 to 2340 code for a protein of 779 amino acids. The record is from RefSeq and is a predicted model, not a curated record.